AUGUCAGCACCCCCAGGCGUCAAUGCCCAACUGCGCCAGCUCGUACACUACCACCUGGACAACGGCUUCACUGAAAACGCUCUGUUCCUUGCCGGCCGCCUGCACGCCCUCGAUCCCCGCAGCCCGGACGCCGCCCACCUACUUGCCCUUUGUAACCUCCGUCUGGGACGAUACAAGCAGGCGUUAGACGAUGCGCGGUCAAAGAACGCCCAUACACAACAUCUGGGAUGCGCCUACAUCUUCGCCCAAGCCUGUCUUGCCCUCGGUCGCUAUGAGCAGGGAGCCCAAGCCUUGGAGAAGGUGCGCGGCCUGUGGGCAGGACGCAACCACUGGAACAAGCAUUCCGAGACAUCGAGACGACAUGUGCCCGACGCCGCCGCCUGCUACUGCAUGCUCGGGAAGCUGUACGCAGCACACGGCGACUCCAAAAAGGCCAUUGAUUAUUUUGUCGACGCGCUCAAGAUCAACUCUUUCAUGUGGGACGCCUUUACCGGCCUCUGCGACAUUGGCGCCGUCGUCCGCCCCCACAACGUUUUCAAGAUCACGCCCGAUAUGCUUCCCCCCGUUUCUGCCUCAAACAGCUUCCAGUCCAGGUUGAACGGCCGCAGCGCACAGCCCAACUCCUACCAAGAUUCCGAAAACCCCUUUGGCAACGGCCAGAACAUCCGCGAUGAUCAUGCUAUGAUGGGAGAGGCGGGCGGUCCAGUUCAGUCGCGCCCCAUCACGUCGAGAGCCCGCACCAAGACAAACCCCGAGGUCGACCAAACGGAUAUCCCGCGGCCUGUGUACCAGAACGGCCAUAAGAGAACCGUGUCUGGUCAUUCUCUGCAGCAACCGCAGCCGCAAUCACAAUCCCACCCACAACCACCAUCUCAAUCCCACUCGCAAUCUCAACCUCAGUCACAACCGUUCGAUCCGACGGCAGCGCCCCCACGACGCAGUGUACGGCUGUUGAACUCCAUUACUCAGAUUCGGCCCACCCGGCCAGGAACUACAUCAAGCAGGGAAACCAGGGAAAUGGAGUCGAAAGAGCGACGUGAAUUGCGGAAGGCCAGAGCAGCGGCUCCUAAGCCCCGCUCAACGACUGGCUCGACUGUAGGCAGGGUUGUUAGUGGCAACAGGAAACCGCAGGUCGAUACUUCCGAGCCCUCAAAGCCGCAGAGCAGGCCGACAAGCAUGAUCGAUACAGCUGUUGCGCCGCCGCUGAAGAUGGCCGCUCCGCCCAUAGACACUUCUCGCGAUAAGGAGCGGGAACGGGACGCCUUGACCUGGCUGCUUGAUCUCCUCCUCAAGAUAGGUUCUGGCUACCGCCAUCUCAGUCGCUAUGACGCAACAAAGGCACUGGAAGCAUUUGGAGUCGUGCCCAAACCACAACGGGAGACGCCUUGGGUCCUGGCGCAGAUCGGCAAGGCCCACUACGAGCGAACUCAUUACGCAGAAGCAGCCAGCACGUUUCGAAAGAUCCGAGAAAUGGUUCCAGCCUCUUCAGAGCACAUGGAAGUAUAUUCCAACACGCUCUGGCAGCUCAGGGACGAGGUGGCCCUGGGUCAUCUUGCGCACACGCUGAUGGACCAAGACCGCCUUUCUCCACAGGCUUGGUGUGCACUGGGCAACGCGAGUUCCAUAAACGGGCAACAUGAUGAGGCUGUCAAGUGCUUCUCUCGAGCUACCCAACUAGAUCCAAAGUUUGCCUAUGCUUUCACCCUUCAAGGUCAUGAGCAUGUUGCGAAUGAAGAGUUUGACAAGGCAAUGGCGGCCUAUCGAAACGCAAUCAGCGCGGACAACAGGCACUACAACGGCUGGUAUGGUCUUGGAAAUGUUUACGAGCGUCUGGGCAAGUAUGAGGUGGCUGAGAAGCACUAUCGGGCGGCAGCGGAGAUCAAUCAGAACAACGCCAUGCUGCUUGUUCGAGUAGGAUUGGUUCUGGAUCGCAUGAAGAAGACCGAGCCCGCGCUGUUGCAGUUCGAAAACGCAAUCAAGAUUGAGCCGCGUUCCGUCAUGGCACGUUUCCGCAAAUCCCAGGUUCUACUCAAGUUGAACGCGCCACAAGAGGCUCUACACGAGCUCCUUUAUCUUAAAGAUGCUGCACCAGACGACCCGAACAUCCACUUCCUGCUUGGUAGGUGUUACAAGAAACUGCGAGACCGUGCGAGCGCGAUCCGACACCUUACGAUUGCCAUGAACUUGGACCCGAAGAGUCACGGAGUCAUCAAAGAGGUCAUGGAGAGUAUCGAUCAGGAAGAUGAUGGCGGUUGGAGUAGUGAGGAUGAAAACUAA
Molecule: messenger RNA, 2277 nt
Organism: Alternaria arborescens
Lineage: Eukaryota; Fungi; Ascomycota; Dothideomycetes; Pleosporales; Pleosporaceae
Exons: 3
Coding region: 1-2277 (758 amino acids)
Biological process (GO): cell division
Molecular function (GO): protein binding
Source: RefSeq, a predicted model, not a curated record